This is a messenger RNA of Prosopis cineraria, 2060 nucleotides long. RefSeq lists its product as uncharacterized. NCBI's taxonomy places the organism in Eukaryota, Viridiplantae, Streptophyta, Magnoliopsida, Fabales, Fabaceae. Gene Ontology annotation, biological process: vegetative to reproductive phase transition of meristem. The record is from RefSeq and is a predicted model, not a curated record.
GAACCCAUUAACUUUAUCUCAAGACGUAUCAGUCAUGGAGAUUCUUAUGGGUUUCAUGGCCAAGUUGUGGAGCUUUAUCUCUUUUCUCCCAUUCUUCUUCUUGCUUUUGAUCCUGGGCGUUCUCAAAGCGACAAUCAUAUGCCCAUUUGCCGUAACCAUCAUUUUGAUUGGCAAUUCAGCUGUCAUCAUUGGACUUUGGAUAGCACAUGUUGUUUGGACUUACUAUUGUGUGGCCAGAACUAAAAGGUUUGGGUUGGUUUUGAAGACUCUGGGGCUGUUAUGUUUGCCAGUUCCCUUGUUUCUCCGGCCAAUAGUUGGUAUUGUUGGAAGCCUUUUAGGUGGAAUAGGAUAUGGGUUCUUCUCUCCCCUUCUGGCAACUUUUGAGGCUGUUGGAAACGAUGUCAUUGGGGAAUUUUAUCAUUGCUUAAUGGAUGGCUGUUGGUCCACGAUUGAAAGAAGCUGCAUGGUAGUUCAGGACUUCACGGAUUGUUGUUUCCAUUCCUAUUUCUCGUACAUGGAUGAACUGAGAGAGAACUUACCUCCUGAUGAAAAGCCAUUCGAUGUGAAAUUGUCAUUAUUACCAAGUUGCUUGUUGGUGAUCAUGGUUGGGAUGCCAUUCGAUAUGAUCUUAAUCACGUCUAUUGCUAUAUGGAAAAGCCCUUACAUGCUGUUCAGAGGAUGGAAGAGGCUAUUGGAAGAUCUGAUUGGAAGGGAGGGACCUUUCUUGGAAACCAUGUGUGUCCUUGCUGGCCUUGCCAUCAUCCUCUGGCCUUUAGCUGUUGUAGGGGCUGUAUUAGCAGCCAGCAUAUCCAGCUUAUUUCUCAGCCUUUACAGUGGAGCUGUAGUACAUCAGGAAGACUCAAUGAAGAUGGGAUUUGCCUACAUUGUCUCAGUGGUUUCCCUCUUUGAUGAAUAUGUAAAUGAUUUACUAUACUUGAGAGAGGGAUCCUGCCUUCCCAGGCCAAAAUACCGUAGAAAAAUGACAACAACACAUGCCCAUGAAUGGAAAAACUUUGGAGAAAAUGAUGGCAAUGAUGCGAAAUGCAAGAGAGAAGUGAAGCCUAUUCAUGAAUGGAAAAACCUUGGACGCAAUGAUAGUGAUGAUAUGAAAUACAGGAGAGAAGGCUCAUGGAAUUCAAGAUUUAUCCCACAACAAACCAGAACUUUGAAGGGGAAAUUUCAGCUAUACAGACCUGUACAGGUAUGGGACUGGUUGUUCAAGUCAUGUGAGGUGAAUGGCAGAAUACUCCUUCAUGAUGGUUUGAUAAGUGCCGAGGACAUUGAGGAAUGUCUAAUGAAAGGCAAUUGUAAGACAUUAAGCAUCAAGUUACCAGCUUGGACCUUGCUUCAAUGUCUGCUAACUUCUGCAAAGUCCAAUUCAGAUGGAUUGGUGAUCACUGAUGAUGCUGAGCUGACUAGGAUGAACGAACCUCGGGAUAGUUUUGAGUGGUUUUAUUGGCCCUUGUUGAUCAUGAAAGAGCAAUUAAAGAAUCUUGAGCUGAAAGAAACAGAAGAAAUUUGCCUCAAAGAGUUAGUUAUAAGAUGCAAAAAUGAGAUACCUGAGGAAUGGGAUGGUGCUGAAUUCCCAUCAAAUAGCAAUAUCAGGAGAGCACAGUUGCAAGCUCUAAUACGAAGGUUACAGGGAAUUGUAGUUUCCAUGUCCCGGAUACCGACAUUCCGACGGCGAUUUAGGAAUCUGGUCAAGGUUUUGUAUAUUGAAGCACUACAGGCCAGAGCCUCAGGUAGUCAUACUGGGGCGAAUUUAAUCACCAAAUAUAUUGAAGAAGGCUCAAUUCAAAGUACAGAUGUGGAUGUUGAUAAAUCUUCAAGCAAUGUGAAUCACACAGCAUAUCAAGGUGAAAAUAUGGUAUGUCCUGCUUGAGAGCAGAACUUUUCUCCUGUAUAUUUGUACAAGAUUGUAAUCCUUUUCUUUCCUUGUAGUUUCCCUUAUUGUCUUAGCUUUCUUGGAGAAUUGACGCUGUGUAAAAUGCAGACACAUUAUUGAUUAUAUAUAAUAUAUAUAUCGGUGUUUUAAAAUCCGGAUUGGUCUGGUUGGAUUG